Manis javanica (Malayan pangolin) is the source of this 5513-nucleotide messenger RNA. NCBI's taxonomy places the organism in Eukaryota, Metazoa, Chordata, Mammalia, Pholidota, Manidae. The record is from RefSeq and is a predicted model, not a curated record.
CUCUUGCAGUCACCCUUCCUCUCCGUCCAGUACGGUGGCCGACGGGAGCCAGGCGCUGGGGAUGAAUGAAGGAUCAACAGUAAUAAUGACUGAGUGUACAAGCCUUCAGUUCGUCAGCCCUUUUGCUUUUGAGGCAAUGCAGAAGGUGGAUGUUGUUCGUUUGGCAUCUUUAAGUGAUCCUGAAUUAAGACUUCUCCUACCCUGCUUGGUGCGGAUGGCACUUUGUGCUCCUGCUGACCAGAGCCAAAGCUGGGCCCAGGAUAAAAAACUUAUCCUUCGCCUUCUCUCUGGUGUGGAAGCUGUCAACUCCAUUGUUGCAUUGUUGUCUGUGGACUUUCAUGCUUUAGAACAGGAUGCCAGCAAAGAACAGCAGCUUAGGCAUAAACUUGGAGGAGGCAGUGGAGAGAGUAUCCUGGUAUCACAGCUUCAACAUGGACUGACGUUAGAAUUUGAACACAGUGAUUCACCUCGUCGACUGCGUCUUGUGCUCAGUGAACUAUUGGCAAUUAUGAACAAGGUAUCUGAGUCUAGUGGAGAGUUUUUUUUCAAGUCCUCUGAACUAUUUGAGAGUCCAGUGUAUUUGGAGGAAGCUGCGGAUGUACUUUGUAUCUUACAAGCAGAGCUUCCUUCCCUGCUUCCUAUUGUUGAUGUAGCUGAAGCCUUGCUACAUGUUAGAAAUGGUGCCUGGUUCUUGUGUCUGUUGGUGGCCAAUGUUCCUGAUAGUUUUAAUGAAGUUUGUAGGGGCCUGAUCAAAAAUGGAGAACGGCAAGAUGAAGAAAGUCUUGGAGGAAGGCGCAGGACAGAUGCCUUACGCUUCCUAUGUAAGAUGAAUCCUUCUCAAGCCCUCAAGGUCCGAGGCAUGGUGGUGGAAGAAUGUCACCUGCCAGGCCUUGGAGUGGCUUUGACACUAGAUCAUACUAAAAACGAAGCUAGUGAAGAUGGAGUGAGUGACUUGGUUUGUUUUGUCAGUGGCCUGCUUCUUGGAACAAAUGCGAAAGUCCGGACUUGGUUUGGAACUUUUAUCCGAAAUGGACAGCAGAGAAAAAGAGAGACCAGUAGUUCUGUCCUUUGGCAAAUGAGAAGGCAGCUGCUUCUGGAGUUGAUGGGCAUUCUUCCCACAGUAAGAAGUACCCGCCUUGUGGAAGAAGCUGAUGUGGAGAUGGAGCCCAGUGUGUCUGUGUAUUCGGGGCUGAAAGAAGAGCAUGUUGUGAAAGCCAGUGCGCUCUUACGUCUGUACUGUGCUUUGAUGGGGAUCGCUGGACUCAAGCCAACUGAGGAGGAAGCUGAACAACUACUGCAGCUGAUGACCAGCCGUCCUCCUGCCACACCAGCUGGGGUUCGCUUUGUUUCACUUUCCUUCUGUAUGCUACUGGCCUUUUCUACACUCGUCAGUACACCUGAACAGGAACAGCUAAUGGUAGUGUGGCUAAGUUGGAUGAUAAAAGAAGAAGCUUAUUUUGAGAGUACUUCAGGUGUCUCUGCUUCUUUCGGGGAGAUGUUACUAUUGGUUGCUAUGUACUUUCAUAGCAACCAGCUUAGUGCUAUCAUUGACUUGGUCUGUUCCACUUUGGGGAUGAAGAUUGUAAUUAAGCCAAGCUCCUUGAGCAGGAUGAAGACUAUCUUCACUCAGGAAAUUUUUACUGAGCAGGUUGUCACAGCACAUGCAGUUCGGGUCCCUGUCACCAGCAACCUGAGUGCCAACAUUACUGGAUUUUUGCCUAUUCACUGUAUUUACCAGCUCCUCAGGAGUCGUUCCUUUACCAAGCACAAAGUGUCAAUAAAAGACUGGAUUUACAGACAGCUGUGUGAAACCUCCACUCCACUCCAUCCUCAGUUACUUCCUCUGAUAGACGUAUAUAUAAAUUCUAUACUUACUCCUGCAUCUAAAUCUAAUCCAGAAGCCACAAAUCAGCCAGUCACAGAACAGGAGAUACUCAAUAUCUUCCAAGGAGUCAUUGGGUUGGAAAGUAAAGGAUUUAAUACAACUCAACCUGUAUUGAGUCUUGGAAAAGCUGCUAUGCAAAGAAAGCCCAAAUCAUACUCGUCUUCUUUAAUGGAUCAGAUUCCUAUCAAAUUCCUUAUUCGACAGGCUCAAGGGCUGCAGCAGGAGUUGGGAGGAUUGCAUUCUGCUUUACUACGUCUUCUUGCAACUAACUACCCACAUUUAUGCAUUGUGGAUGAUUGGAUCUGUGAAGAAGAAAUCACAGGGACUGAUGCCCUGUUAAGGAGAAUGCUCCUGACUAAUAAUGCCAAAAACCACUCCCCUAAACAACUCCAAGAAGCAUUUUCAGCUGUCCCAGUAAGUCACACACAAGUGAUGCAGAUUCUAGAACACUUGACUCUACUCUCUGCCAGUGAACUUAUACCAUAUGCAGAAGUAUUAACAUCCAAUAUGAACCAGUUGUUGAAUACAGGGGUUCCACGGCGAAUUCUUCAAACAGUAAAUAAACUGUGGAUGGUUCUUAAUACUGUGAUGCCUAGAAGGCUGUGGGUAAUGACAGUAAAUGCACUUCAACCUUCAAUAAAGUUUGUACGACAACAAAAGUAUACUCAGAAUGACCUGAUGAUAGAUCCUCUUAUUGUCCUAAGAUGUGAUCAGAGGGUACACAGGUGCCCUCCACUGAUGGACAUUACUCUACACAUGUUGAAUGGAUAUCUUCUUGCAUCCAAAGCCUAUCUUAGUGCUCAUCUGAAGGAAACAGCAGAGCAAGAUAGGCCUUCCCAGAAUAAUACAAUAGGUUUAAUUGGACAAAAUGAUGGCCCAGAAGUUACCAGAGAAGAAUUGAAAAAUGCAUUACUGGCUGCUCAGGAUAGUGCAGCUGUCCAGAUUCUCUUGGAGAUUUGCUUACCUACUGAAGAGGAGAAAUCCAAGGGUGUCAAUCCAGACAGCUUGCUAAGGAACGUUCAAAGUGUUAUCACAACUAGUGCUCCAAAUAAGGGAAUGGAGGAAGGGGAAGACAGUUUGCUCUGUAAUCUUCGAGAAGUUCAGUGCCUUAUCUGUUGUCUGUUGCACCAAAUGUACAUUGCAGAUCCCAACAUUGCUAAGCUUGUUCACUUUCAGGGUUAUCCAUGUGAACUUUUACCUCUAACGGUUGCAGGCAUUCCCUCUAUGCACAUUUGUCUGGAUUUCAUACCUGAGCUUAUUGCACAGCCAGAACUUGAAAAACAGAUAUUUGCAAUCCAGUUGCUUUCUCAUUUGUGUAUCCAGUAUUCAUUACCGAAGUCACUCAGUGUGGCUCGCUUAGCUGUCAAUGUCAUGGGAACUUUGCUAACAGUUUUAACACAAGCUAAGCGAUACGCUUUUUUCAUGCCAACUUUGCCAAGUUUGGUCUCUUUUUGCCGAGCAUUUCCUCCACUGUAUGAGGAUAUUAUGUCUUUGCUGAUCCAAAUAGGGCAAGUCUGUGCCUCUGAUGUUGCCACUCAGACAAGAGACAUUGAUCCAAUUAUUACACGUCUUCAACAAAUAAAGGAGAAACCAAGUGGAUGGUCUGGGAUCUGUAAAGAUCCAUCUUAUAAAAAUGGAUCCAGAGAUAUUGGAAGCAUGGAUCCUGAUGUACAGCUCUGUCAUUGUAUUGAAAGCACAAUAAUUGAAAUAAUAAACAUGAGUGUUAGUGGAAUUUAAAAGAAAAAGACUUAAAAUAACAAAGCUGUUUGCUGCAUAUACCGAACACGAAUCUGCAUCUUAUAACAACUCUAAACUGAAUGGGAACAGUAAUGUCUUGGAAUCUCUAAGAUGAUUUAAUUCAACAUGAAUACAAUUUAGAACUCUUUUGAGAAUUAUGCUUGCUUGUAUUUGAUUGGCAGUCCUUCGGAUCACUUUGCUGGUAUGUUUAUAUUGUAGCAGCCAAGCUUUUUUUCCCCCCUCUUGGGAGCACAUUUAAGACACUCAUUCCUGGAAAGUGAAUUUGGCCUUGUAUUUAGUUUUUGAAGUGAAGAGAAACUGUCAUGCCUUCAGUUUAAUUUCUUAUAAAAAUGAGUCUGUGGGAAACCCUACUGUUGAUUUAAACUUUCAGCCAGUAACAAUAUGACAAUGAUGAGAGGGAGAAAAAGGGAAAGGGAGAAAUCAGGAAAAAUCACGAGUUUAAAUACCCAAAUAGAAAUCUCUAAAGCUUGCUAUGCAAGUAAUAGUAAUGCAAGAUGGAAUUCCAGUUCUCAAGAAACAGUAUAGAGAAGGCUUUUAAAAAGGCAGAUAGCUGUUUGUAAAUGAUUUUCAUGGAAUUUCAGAUGAGAAUUUUAAGAUUUUACAUAUUUGCUUCAAUUUUUACUAAUGUAUGAAGCCGUAUGUUUAAAGAGAUACUUGAAUAAUUUGGAAUUUUAACAUACUGGUUUAAAAGUGUUUACAGAAAUAUCUUUGUGCAGAGAAGGACCGAAAGGAGGUCUUAGUUUUUUUUAAAUUUAUUUUUAUAAUGCUUUACUAACUUAUCUAAUGGUCAGGGGGGAAAUACAUUGGUAUCUUACUGAAGUUUAGAGCAAUAAAACUAACUGGAUUAAAGAGCUCUUGGUUUGUCAGGAUUAUGAUUCAUAUAUCAUAAUUUUGUAAGAUCUUUGAGUAAGAAAAUAUAUAUAGUAUUUGGACCUCAGGAAAAAUUAAAAAGCAUAAAAUCCCAUGUUGCUAAAGGAUCUUUCAGUCCUCUGUUAGUAACUUUCAUUGAUUAAGUAGAUGCAUUCAGGUAACCCAUAAUCCUCUUUUUUUCCCCUUAAUUAAGUAUUCAAUAUAGAAGGUACUUCUCUGCUUUCUGAGAUACACCUGAAUGACACUGUCCCUCCACUCUUCCCCUCACACACUCAAAACAGACCUCUUUGUUUGUAAAAGAAAUUGGGCAGGCUAGUAACGAAGUGUAACUUUUAAAAAAAUAAACUUAACUUCAGCCUUUUCACUAGCAUAUAGGCAUAUCUCAUUUUCUUCCUUUGUAAAAUGGGAUUACUAUUGGCCCUACCUCAUUAAGGGUAUUAUAUAAGAACCAAUCUGUGUAGUUGUUUUAAGUCAUGAAGUACACAGAAUCACAGAUAGAAUAUUUAUAACUUUAUUAGAUGCUUAAUGUUCAAUUAAGUAAUUUUGAUGUGAAGAAUAAGAGCAUAACUUUAAAGAAAUACCUUAAGAAUUUUCAUAUUUUUAAACACGGCAGUUUUGCAGUCUUUUAAGAUUAAAUACAACUGCUGUUUUAAUUUUUUUUUUAACUGAGGCGUAGGAAUAUUCUGUAUGAGUAGAUCAUAUCUAGGAGUUCAGAAAAGGUUGAAAUACGUUUUCUCACUAAAUGCAGUGCACAUUUCCUGGAUCAAUUUUCAAAACCUGUGCAAAACCUGCUGUUUUAAAAUAAAAACAUAGGCUAUUUCUCAUCAAAUUUGUUGAUGAUGUAAAUAAAAUGUAUAAAUAAAUUAGUAAAUGUUAAUAUUCAUGUAUUUUAAGUUAAGGUUAUAAAAUUUGUCAUAAUGUGAUUUUUUUUAUUAAAGUGAAAAUGUGUGCAGCUAUUUUAAAUAUUGGUUUACAAACAUACAUAUCUUUAUCAAAUGGA